GUGUGCAAGAAGAAUUUAAAUGUUUUACCUGUUUAUUAGCAACAAUAAAGCAGGUUGGAUUAGUUCAACUACAAGCUGGUUUAAAUGGGAGCCUAAAUUUUGAAAGAGCAACAUUGCCCUAUUACUUAAGUUCACCUUUUUCAAGGGGCAGUUUUUUGUAAUUGGAUGAGGGAUUAGUGUUGAUUAUACUGUCAAUUAGUGUUGAUGACACUGAUAAGUUCCCUGAUUCAGUUCAACAGGAGAGUUUGGGGUAGUGGAGAACACUCACAAGAAAUACUAAGUCAGAACCACAUAACCAUGUUGACUCAUUAUAAGUGUGUAAGUAUUAUAUACUACUCUUAAUCAGUAGCUUAAGUUACAAAAAUAACUAUACAAGUUGUGAAUUAGAGGUAGGUAGGAUAUUUUAACCAGUUCACAUAUCAAGUCCCUGUUACCUCAAUGGUAAUUGAGGGGAGUUGGGGCUUUCCUCACCACUAAUCAACCAGUUAUAAUUUGUUAAGAGUAUUAUUUUAAACAAUCUUGCAGAAAGCAACUUUUGUGUACCAUUAGUUAGAAUUCUUGGGCUGUUAUCAAUAAAAAUAUAUACAUAAAAGUAAGUUUGCUGUCUUAACAUAGGGUAUUGCCUCCAUGUUUUUCUGUGCUGCAUGACUAUAAAUGAACAUGAAAAGUUCCUGAGGUGGUGAUCAAGGCAUUCAGGUUCUUAAACUUAAGGUUCUGGCACGAGGCUUCUUUACUGUACCCCUUUGAUAUUUUCAGCAAAUGUGAGCUGAAGGUUUCUCUUUGUAACAAUUAAUAAAGAAGAAAGUAAAACUGAUCUGUUUACUUUUUCCUUAUACCUUUCAGCUUGAAAUUCAACCUGCACUGUAAGGAGAAAUUCCUUUUUGGUCACUCCUGCAGAGUAUCAAAUUUUUUAGGGGAGUUAACAUGCUGAUCACACCCUAAAAUAAUGAGGUUUGACCACUUUACUCUUAAAUAAAAGCAGACAGGUGAUAAGAAUUAUGAAACUUAUCCUCUAGAGGAGAUUGUCUUGACAAAGGACCACAUUCUAAAGAAUGGCUAGCAAAGAAAAGCAUGCUAUUCCUUUGAAGAAUUAACUUUCUGAUCGUGAGUAAAAGGGUUGAAUAUGUGUGAAAAGUGAGUCUACCCCAUAGCAUCAGCAUUGCUGGAAUUUUAUUGUCUAUUUGAAUGCUGAAACUGACCUCAUUGUUUGUUUGUUUCCUUCUCAAAUUUCUUUGAGCCCAAAUAGCUGCUAUUGUGGAUACGUCAAUGAUAUGAGAUUUCAUGCCUCCCCCCCAAUUAAAAACACUCAAAGUAAAGUGAGGGAAGUGGAUGACUCUUUGUACCAGCCAAUGAGUGAAGGUGGCCACAAUUGGUGAUUCACAGUUAACUUUUAACAAUAAAAAAGAAUCAAUCAUUUUCAAAACUAUCUUCUGCCCCCUCAAAUUAAAAGCACAAAUUACAUCUAACUGACCUGGUUUUAAGAAUCAUGAAUCAAGCCAAAUCUGGUUUUGAUUAUAGGUGUCAUCGUGGUAUAAAAAGCACUAAAAAAACGUUCAACUUGUUGAUACUCCAGUAUGUUAAACAAAAUAACACUUCCCUCCAUAUCUUCAUAAAUGUCAAUUGGGAAAUAUCUGUACCAAUUUGGUGAUGAUUGCACAGAUACAACUUAAAAAUUGAAGGUGGAACACCAGAAAAGCACAGGAAAUGCAUAAUUUUCAUAAAUAAGUUAAUAGAGUCAAGAAAAAUAUGGUCAAGCUAGUUUUUCGCACAAAACCCACUAUAUUGGUAAAAAUUAGUCAAAAUGUGUAUGUUCAAAGUCUUUUCUGGGUUUUCUUUGCUUUUUUCAUUCGGGUUGAUUGCAAGGUCAAUUCUCUUUCUGUGAUGUUCUUGUUCAGUAUUUUGUAGAUUUUCAAAAUGGUGGCAAGUGUCACGGGCAUCCUAUAUCUCUAACCUACAUUUGGAGCCAUUGAGUUUCCAUCAGAAUUCAUCCUUGUGUACAUAAUGAAAUUAAAACCACUCGCUACAUCGCCACAGCUAUUCAGCCCACUCAAUCUCCCAACUUGGGCAGUAGUCUUUGUAAUACACUUGACACUGACAAGUCUGGAACCACUUGCUCUUCACUUAAACUCAUUUCAUUCAUGGUGAACAAGCAUAAACAAGUCCCCAGAUUUUGCAAAAUAACACCCAGGUCAAGUACUAAGCCAUUCCCAGCUGAGAUAACAACUAUAAGAAGGCAAUGAUUGGCGCGAUUUGAUUCUCGUGUUCAGUUAAGUUUUCAUGACUGUAAUACUCACUUUUGAGGCCUGGAUGCUCAGGGAGGAGAAAUUUGAAUAACUCCAAUAUCACAUGGAACUCUAUUUACAGUUUAGCGCCGAAAGAUGGGAAAACAACUAGUUACUUUUAUUAUUAUUUUUUUUUUACAGCUGGUUACCACGGAAACGGAAAAGCAAACUUCCAAACGACUCAAUUUUUGACUCUGCAAGAGAACUUGUUAUCAUGAUAGAUUUUUGAAAGGUCUUCAAGAAACACAUUUUCGCGAGAAGUUUUCAACUUUUCUAAUUUCGAAACCAAGGACCCCCUUAAGUUUACUGCUUUUCCAAGAAAUAGGUCCACGUAUGAACAUAUUAUUUCGCGUUUCUACGUGAUGCUAUUUGAACGGGAGUCUGGAAAGGAAUAAAUGGGGGAUUUUCACAGACCCCUCUCAGUUUUACGGUUGCGUCGGAACUGCUUCCAUCAGCAACAGUCGUAUCUUCCCUUCGAGACUCUGGAGCAGCUGCUGCACUCAUUGCAUGAUUCUUUGUUCCUGUUUAGGGACACUGGGUCGAGUUUACUUGUCACGUGAUCACAUAUGCCCCUGCUGUUGUGGUUCAGAACCAAGAGAUUGUCAACAGUUUGUAGUCUCUUCUCGGAACUCAAAAUCUUUCACUCGUUGUUUUACUUGUCAGGAAGCCUAACAGAACUUUUUUACCGCAGGUGCCAAGCCCACGCGUGAAACACUGUGAGAGCGCAAACAACGUCUAUACUAAACGUAUUUUUUUAAUCUUGGGAUUGUCUGUAAAGUUCCCAAUCAGAUUCCAUCACAUCUGCUACUCAAGUACUUUGUCGUCCCAGAGUUUUUUCACUGGUCACCGCUACAAGCGACUAUAUAUAAGGAGGAUGUCUUCACAAGACCGAAAGUACUUCCGCUUUCGUUUCUGCCGAGCUCUGGCUCUACUUUUCCUGUUUACAUCGCCAACGAAGUCGGUCAGCUUACCAGAAGGCUGUCUUAACCUAGUGAGUGCCUUGAUUACAUCCAAAUCAGACGAAGAGUUCAACAAUUACCUCAAGCAAUGCCUGGCUUCAGUGGACUGGAAACAGUUAGGUCAGUUAUCUAACUUCGCCGUCCAAAACUUCCAAGACGUGAUCGAGAAAAUACCACCUGAAAUUGCAAAUUCUGCAAAAGGAAAUUUUUUUCUCACGUCUGUGUAUUUAAUAUGCUUAAGUUAUAAACUGUACUAAGAGGUUGUGAGCUUGGCUGAAAACUACGAGGAAUAUCGGUCUAGAUUCAAAGAGUUACAGACAAAAAUGGAACCCGUAUUUCAAGGUAUAAUAACAAAACUUUACUUAGAGCCAAGUGGCAUUGACUUUACCACGAUGCACGCGAAAAUUGAGAAUGUACUGGAGAUGCUGAAUCCUGUUUACACCGAGCUCGAGCAACUUACUGAAGACGUGAAAAGGGACAUCAUCAAAUGUCGACAGAAUAAAGGCUUGGCCAUCGGAGGCGUUUAUGCUGCGUCAGCCGUCGUUUGUUUAGCCGCUCCUUGGAGUGUAUUUUCGAAAUGUGUUCCUGCCAUUGGAAGUGCUGUUGCUCUCAUCGCAUAUUUCAAUUCUCUUAACGAAACCCACGAAAACCUGAACCAGUUGCAGAAGGACACGAAAAAGUUACGUCGAGAUUUUGCCCAGCAUCGAGCUCAGCUUCAAUUAUCACUUGCAUUGAUGAAAGGGCCAGCAGUGGACAUUCACAUUCGAAGCGAGGGUUGUGAAGAUCUAGGACGAACUGAAGUUUCAAACUCAUGUGGCUUCACUAAAAUCGAGGUGAAUGGAAAGGACUUCUGUCCUCAUGGCAGGGGAUAUAACGUUGUAGUUGUUGAUGGCAGAACAGGUACGAUGAUAUAAAAACAACUGGGUCCUUGACUCCGUUAACUUAGUCAGCAUUUUCCUUAUGGCUGAUCUUUAUAAUCUUACCCAGUUCAGAGUCUUCAGCGAAAUGGUGUAACAGCUGCCAUUUCCAAAUUCUGCUUGUCCCUUCAAACCGUUUGUUAAGGACACUAGUAAAAAGGCUAAUUUUUUUUAUUGAUUGUUGAUUAGUUCACCAAUUUCAGGACGAUCCUAAUAAGAUACGUACCUAGUUACAAUGUUUAUCUGUUUUUCUGUAUUUCUAUUGGUUUUGUAAUUGGACCUUUCAGCGUCACCACGCGCAUAUAAAAGACAAGUUUAGCGUCCCUUUAAUCAGUUCUUCGUAAGUUGUUUUGAAUAGUCUUAGUAAACUUACGCCCUUUCGUUUUCUCAACCUCUGGCACGAGAGGGACCGAUAUGUGAGUACCUUUGUUUUUUCUAGUCUAGUAUUUUCAG
Messenger RNA from Stylophora pistillata, 4611 nucleotides. RefSeq lists its product as uncharacterized. The record is from RefSeq and is a predicted model, not a curated record. NCBI's taxonomy places the organism in Eukaryota, Metazoa, Cnidaria, Anthozoa, Scleractinia, Pocilloporidae.